This is a messenger RNA of Ricinus communis (castor bean), 1687 nucleotides long. RefSeq names its product transmembrane protein 33 homolog. The record is from RefSeq and is a predicted model, not a curated record. NCBI's taxonomy places the organism in Eukaryota, Viridiplantae, Streptophyta, Magnoliopsida, Malpighiales, Euphorbiaceae. Gene Ontology annotation, biological process: endoplasmic reticulum tubular network organization; membrane organization. Gene Ontology annotation, cellular component: membrane; endoplasmic reticulum. The transcript is spliced from 9 exons. Bases 334 to 1374 code for a protein of 346 amino acids.
UAAAUCACAAGAGAGUUUAUGCACGAGCAAUUACUUAAGUAUAGGCGUCUAAUAGAUUAAAUUUAAAGUUGAGGGAGGAGGCUACGAAUGUAUUAGGCCUGUGAAUACUCUCCCUAACUUGAACAUAUAAAAACAGCUGUCGUUUUGAACGGAAAAGAACGUCGUUUAGCUAGAUCUUUCCUGUUCCACGGUGAAAAGAAUAUCUUGACGACUUCACCUUAUUCAUUCAACCCAAGUAAACCGACAGACAAACACUCAAAAGAAUUCAGAUUGAAUCAAUCGAAACCAUAAACCAAUUGAAGUAGCAAGAAAAAUUAAUCUUUAAACAGAGAGAUGGCAGAAGAGAGAGAAGAAGCACAGAAGAUAAAGAAAAUGGCGGCGGCUGCAUAUGAUUACGAGAACGACCCAAGAUGGGCUGAUUACUGGUCUAAUAUUCUCAUCCCGCCUCACUUAGCUUCUCGCUCUGAUGUUGUCGAUCACUUCAAGCGCAAGUUCUAUCAGCGUUACAUCGAUCCUGAACUUGUUGUUGAGGCAAUGACAUCAACUGGUUCAUCUCAACCAACAAAAUCGUCUUCAUCUUCAGCAUCAUCAGGGACUUCAAAUGAUCACACUCGGUCACGGAAUACAGGGUCAGCUGCUAGAGCAUCUGGGGCAUCAGCAACUACAGGUCUAAAUGCUAAUCCUACUUCUGUCCGCUGGGAUCGUCAAACUAUACAAUUCUCUGUCAAUGCUUGGGUUUUUGUUGUGGCUGUGCUUGCCAUCAUUCCUCUUGUACCCAGAAAUCUUUCAAAUAGGGCGUAUCGUUUGUCGUUUAUGGGCACAGCAUGUUCAUCUCUGUAUUCCUUGUACACGCUAUAUGGGAGGCCAAGGGCACUGAAUCUGCAGGGUUUGCAAGCUUACUUUCAGUCAAUAAUUGCAACCAAAGAUUUUAUUUACUUUAUCUACUGUCUGACAUUUGUCACUUCACAUCUUUGCCUCAAAUUUGCUUUGAUUCCCAUUUUAUGCCGAGCACUGGAGCAGGUUGCAAAAUUCUUAAGGCACAAUUUCAGUCGUUCCACCUUAUACAGGAAAUACCUUGAAGACCCUUGCGUGUGGGUGGAGUCAAACACAGCUACCCUUAGUAUUCUUUCCUCGCAUGCUGAAAUUGGACUUGGUUUCCUCUUAAUUCUCUCUUUGUUCUCGUGGCAGCGAAACAUUAUACAAACAUUCAUGUACUGGCAGCUUUUGAAGCUUAUGCAUCAUGCGCCUGUCACUGCUGGUUAUCAUCAGAGUGUAUGGGCAAAGGUUGGGAGGAGUGUCAAUCCACUUGUCCACCGGUAUUGCCCAUUCUUGAAUACUCCAAUUUCUGCUGCUCAAAGGUGGUGGUUGAGGUAGAUGGCUAAAGAAGUUAGCGAAUGGAAACCGGUAAAAGAAAAAACAAUAAAUAGAAAUAUUCGAAUUGCAAUUUUAUCUUUUACUGUCACUAUUAACCUUUGGAAGUAACAUCAUCACUAACUUCAGAUGUAUGGCCAAGCAGCUGCCAUAUUGAUAUUUUGGAUUGAUAAAUGCUAUGGUUAAUAUUAUCUGUCUCUUUUCUCACACAGAUAAUAUUGCUGUAUUUAUGUUGCGAUGGAAGCAUCAUGAAAUUUCUUCUGUAUGAUUUCAACUUUGGAUGUCAAAUGGCAAUGCAACUUCCUCUUUGAUAUUA